AUGAAUUAUAAAUUAACAGAGCCUCUUUAAGGUUAAGAUCAGAAACCAGAAAUUGUAGGGGAAUUUAUAACACCCAAAGGUAAAAGGAGAGUUUUGCAUGGAUUUUCUAAUUCAAUAAUUGUCGCCAACAAGAAGAAAUUCAUUUCUCUAACCUUCGAAACCAAAUUUUAAUUAUUAAGAGAAUAGGUUGAGGAGAAGUUUAAAGUUGGAAAACCAUUAGGAUUAUUGAUUGAAAGAGAGAAUAUUGAGCACAAAAUAAAAUUAUUUUCUGAUGAUGCAUAACUAUUAAAAAGAUGGAGAGAUUACUUAGCAAAACACAUAAAUCAAAGAGGAUUUCACGAAAGCUUUAAGGCACAUAGAAAAAUUGGGAAGGGCAAUUUUGCAUCAGUUUAUUUGGCUGAUCGCUUAGAGGAUGAAAGAAGUUUUGCCAUAAAAGCAUUUUCAAAAGAGGUAGCGUAUGGUUAAGAUAAAGGAAAAGUAAAAAUGUCCUUUUUAUUAUAGUUGUCCAUAUUGAAUGAAAUUUCCGUUAUGAGAUAGUUUGAUAGUCAUGCCUUAAUAAAAUUACAUGAAGUUUACGAAACUGAAAAUUCCUUAUACAUGGUACUUGAUUUGUUGGAAGGAGGAUCUCUGUACGAUAAAGUAAAAAAUAGGCCUUAGUUUAAUUCAUUUGAAAUUGAAGUGCUUUUAUUUACUUUAUUGGAAGGAUUGCAACAUAUGCAUUCAAAGCACAUAAUGCAUAGAGAUUUGAAGCCAGAAAAUAUAUUAUUUAGAAAAGCAAAGUAAUCUAUUAUUCUAUUGAAUUAUUAGCAAUAUCUAAUCUGUUUGCAUAGCUGAUUUUGGGUUGGCUUAAAACGCUGAUGAAUUCCCAUAUUUAUUUAAUCGAUGCGGAACACCAGGUUUUGUAGCUCCAGAAGUGGUCAAUUGCAAAGAUGGAGGAAGAUACGAUCCAAUUUGUGAUGUAUAUAGCUUAGGACUCAUAUUUUACAUAUUGUAAUUUCUUAGUAAAUUAUAUAAGAUUAACUGGCAAACCUGCAUUUCCAGGAAAAAGUUACAAUGAUGUCUUAGCAAAGAAUAGAAAAUGUGAAAUAUCCUUCGAUGGAGCCAUAUUUGAGAAUGUUCCUUAAUAGGCCUAUGAUUUAUUAAGAAAGAUGUUAGAAAAAGAGCCUCAAAAACGGAUCACUGCUUAACAGGCUCUUGGGCAUUCCUAUUUCGGUAGAAGGUUAAAACAGGUGGAAGAAAAUGAAGAGACGACCUUAAAGAUUUAGGAAGAACAUUUAAAAUUUGAUAAAUAGAGACUAAAAUAGCUAAGCAAUUCACCUCUUCAUUCACCAUUGAUAACUGCUUCUUCAAAAUUAAGGAAGGAUUGUUCUAAUGAUAGUUUAUAUCAAAACAGCCCUUUGUUAAAUGGCCACACUGAUUAGAUAGGUAUUAUUAUCUAAAUUACUUAGAUUCUCCUUCAAAUAAUGGAUUCAAUAGUCCUUCCGCUUAAGGUAGAUAAUUAAAUAGAGGAGAUUAACAAUAAUAAUAAAAACCUUCAAGAUUCAGAGAUUUUGAUGGAAAUAAUACUAAUGGUUAGGGAAAUUAUUAAAAUUCUAAUUCAAAGCCAUUUAGUCUAAAUUAAAAUCCUUUGCAUAAAUAUGCAAUUAGAAAUGAAAUGGUCAGAUAGUAAAAUAACUAAGAAUAAAAAUAAUGA
Molecule: messenger RNA, 1693 nt
Organism: Paramecium octaurelia
Lineage: Eukaryota; Ciliophora; Oligohymenophorea; Peniculida; Parameciidae
Source: the annotation of a GenBank genome assembly